Molecule: messenger RNA, 1568 nt
Organism: Myotis davidii
Lineage: Eukaryota; Metazoa; Chordata; Mammalia; Chiroptera; Vespertilionidae
Gene: PSPH
Product: phosphoserine phosphatase
Exons: 7
Coding region: 512-1189 (225 amino acids)
Biological process (GO): dephosphorylation; L-serine biosynthetic process
Cellular component (GO): cytoplasm
Molecular function (GO): L-phosphoserine phosphatase activity; magnesium ion binding
Source: RefSeq, a predicted model, not a curated record
CUCUGAGGCGAAGCGUGCGCGGGGAAGUGCAGAUCUAGGGUGCAGGCGGGGAGGCCGGGAGGAAGCAGGGGCGGGCUCAGGGAGCCCCUCCCUGGGGAGGGGGCGGGGCAAGGCUUCUCUCCAGCCCACAGCCUUCAGUUGAGAUAAAGCACUUGCAAAGCAGACGAGAAAGCAGCGCCCUAUCAGCAGAUUUCAAAUGAUUGCUUGAUAAAGAAAGGCUCUGCGCGUCUGCCCUGGUCACUUGCCUCGGAACCGCGCGACGGAAGGUGGGAGCCGGCCCUGGGCCCCCUGCUGUCGGAAGGUUCGAGCCGCGGGAGUCCUGGAGGCGGCGGCGGCGGCCCAGGAAGGAGCAGCAGCACCAGGGCUGUUUUUGCUCUUGCAGAACUCACAGGAUCGCAAAUAAGUUUGUAGUCAGAACCUUAUGCUGCCUUUUUGCUGAGGAGAGAAGCAGGAAGAUAAGAGCGUCUCCUAGGAACCCAGCGCGGGAGGAACGAGGAAAAUUCUUCUAAAGAUGGUAUCCCACUCAGAGUUGAGGAAGCUGUUCUGCUCGGCCGAUGCAGUGUGCUUUGAUGUGGACAGCACGGUCAUCCAAGAAGAAGGAAUUGAUGAGCUGGCCAAAAUCUGUGGCGUGGCGGAUGCUGUGUCAGAAAUGACAAAGCGAGCCAUGGGCGGGGCAGUGCCUUUCAGGGCUGCCCUCACCGAGCGCUUAGCGCUGAUCCAGCCCUCCAGGGAACAGGUGCAGAGGCUCAUAGCCGAGCACCCCCCACACCUGACCCCUGGCAUAAGGGAGCUAGUAAGUCGCCUACAAGAGCGAAAUGUUCAGGUUUUCCUAAUAUCUGGUGGCUUUCGGAGCAUCGUAGAGCACGUUGCUUCAAAGCUUAAUAUCCCAUCAACCAAUGUAUUUGCCAAUAGGCUGAAAUUCUACUUUAAUGGUGAAUAUGCAGGUUUUGAUGAGACGCAGCCAACAGCUGAAUCUGGCGGGAAAGGAAAAGUUAUUAAACUUUUAAAGGAAAAAUUUCAUUUUAAGAAAAUAGUCAUGAUUGGAGACGGCGCCACGGACAUGGAAGCCUGUCCUCCCGCUGAUGUGUUCAUUGGAUUUGGAGGAAACGUGAUCAGGCAACAAGUAAAGGACAACGCCAAAUGGUACAUCACUGAUUUUGUAGAACUUCUGGGAGAACUGGAACAAUAAUCAAUUUUUAUAUAGUUCACAACUUCAAAUUUUUAAAAGUUAUACAGUUUGGUACGAUUUGUUUACAAUGGCCUACUACAACUUGAUGGAUACAUUUGGUACUGAUUAUCUGUACUUCCAAACUUUAGAAAGUCGCUUUUUUAAAAAACUGUAGUUCAGUAUUAUUAUGACCACCAAUUACCUGGAAAGUUUUAUAAUCUGAAUUCUUUGUGUAUUUUCCUACCUUUAUUUUAUUGGAAGGUUUUUAAAGGUGGAGAGUAAAUUAAACACCUUCCCUCCUGAAAAUGUGGAUUAGGCAGUGAGUUAUUAGAAAAUUAAUAUUAGGUGAAUAUUAGUUUUCCCUUUGAUAUAUAAAUAAAAGUUUAUCCAUGUAUCAGAA